AUCAUGACACGCGACAACUUGAUAUACUUCCUCCUUCGAUUCUCUCUCAAUCGAAAUAACAACCAAAUUGAAGGAGACGCCAAACCCUAAACAAAGCCAGCCAUGAGCCUGAUCCCCACAUCCUCACCACCGGACCUGAACCCAGCCGCAUCCUCACCAACGGACCUGAUCCCCACAUCCUCACCACCGGACCUGAACCCAGCCACAUCCGCACCGAUCAUUAACCCACUCAAGAGGCCGGACCCCACAUCCUCGCCACCGGACCUGAACGCCACAUCCUUACCAACGGACCUGAACCCAGCCAAGAAAUCGAAGCCGAACAUCCCCGAGCUACGAGAAUAUGAACUUCCCGAGUGCGAGAUGGAUGCCGAUGUUCUAAAACUCUCGCCAGAAGAAAGGAUGCGAAGGAGCUGGUUGGCCUUUAACGAAGAAUUGAAGAAAAAUCCUCCUCCAAAGGGUGUCUUACCCGAUGGACCAAAAUUCGAUCCUUCACAACCUUUACCAAAGGGAUAUGCAUGGAGUUCUUACAUCCCUGGGAGUGGAAUUAAAUCUUUUCCUAUUAGGAUGCAUUGCAUUGGCUGUGGCCUGGCUGGAGAUCACUGGACUGAUGACUGCCCAAAAAAGGGUACUGAAGAGUUCAAGAGGAAUUUAACUAGUAUUGUCGAGAAUUAUCUUGAUGAGACCGGGAAAAAGACCAAGUAAUGUUCUGUGGAUGAGUCGUAUUUUAACAGGCUACACUACUUAUCCCUCCAUCAUGUUAAUUAUCUUAUGAUCUACCCAAGUCCUCUGGAUGUUAGGAACUUUUGUUACAGUCUUGUGUUUGUGAACUAGGCUAAAAACAUAUUGUUAUUUAACUUGUGAGAGUAUUCUGGCACCAUCUAAUGUAAUAUUUGUUGUGCCAAUGUAUUAUCUUGUUUAAUGAUCUAUCUUUCUGAUC
Rosa chinensis is the source of this 937-nucleotide messenger RNA. RefSeq lists its product as uncharacterized. NCBI's taxonomy places the organism in Eukaryota, Viridiplantae, Streptophyta, Magnoliopsida, Rosales, Rosaceae. The transcript has 2 exons. The coding region runs from base 103 to 702 and encodes 199 amino acids. The record is from RefSeq and is a predicted model, not a curated record.